CCGCUCUGAGCCCUUACGCGUUAAUUUUUUUUUCCGGCAGUCUUAAUCACAGUCGGCCAGAAGGCUAAUGUAGAAAAAAACAUUGCCGUUUUAGUUUUACAAUCCAAGGAGCACGAGAGGAACUUUGUGGUGUACUGUACGUGUAUUACGGUGAAGAACGGACAAAACACACCAGCCACCCAUAAUUAGCUUAUGACGCUGAAUGAACAAAACGACUGCUUCAAAGACCAUCUUUUGUUCUUUAUUUGACACAAAGUGCCAGAACGUUGAUAACAAAAUUAGCUAAAUUACAUAACAGUAUUUAAUUUAAAGUGGGCAUUUUCCCCAGACAUAUUUACCGCGUUCCUGUGUCCUCUGUUCGCCGUUCAUUUUCUGACAGCACAUGAAAGCAGCUCCCAGAGGACUUCAUUGUUGCUGCAAACAAGUUAAUCGUAAAUACCUGUGUCGAGUAACUCGGUGAGCAAAACGCUUUCAUGCUACGUUUUGUAUUUGUUGACGGAACUGAUCUUCUAAUUGCUCAGAAAUCUUUGCUGUGCGGACUGUGAAUAAAUAUCAGAAGGCUACCUGAAGACCAUGAAGUUUACAGACCAAGAGCCUGCCUUUGUCACCUGCUGUCAUCCAACAAAUACAGUAACCUCUUAAAACACCAGCCGUAUUAUCCAGCGCAUUUCCUGCCUUAUUGCUACCAUUCCACUGUACCAGCAAAACCUCAAACAUUAUCUACCUGCUCAACGCUUGUCUAGGUGCUUUCAUUACCUGUGAAAAUCUUCCUCCUCAGCUCCUUCACAGUUUUUUUUCUCACUCCAGAGAACCUACACUCUCAAAUGAUGCGGACGGACAGCAAAGGCCGAAGUGCCUCCCCUCACAGGAUAACCUACAAGUCUGACUUCCAUGCCAUUAAAUGUUCAUUUGACACCGGGACCAGUCUUCACCAAGGGACCAAAGCUGCUGCUGGUCCUCAGCGCUCUGCUGUGCAUCCAAACAGGCUGCUAUACAGCCUGUCAGAUCCCAUUAUGUCCCACACCAGCAAUAGCAGCAGCACAGGCAGCAGAGGGAGAGUCCACAGCACCAGGGGGACCAAGAUCAGAGACAACAUCUUCCUCCAAAUGGACAGCCAGCAGCUUAGACAAGAUGGUGGUCCAGUGCUGAGUUCUGGCUCCACACUCCUCCUUCCUCCCCAAAAUCCUAGCCUGCAGCUCCAAACAUCACCUUUCUCUGGAUCCAGAUGUUCAGUCAUGAGUACCUCAUCAGCUCUGAGCACUGUGGCCAGCAUUUCUAUCCCAGAAUCCUCUCUGCAAGAUAAACCGUCCAGAUCGGAUGAGAUAAGGGAUAUUGACAGAGCCGCUCUGGCUCAGAAGUUCUCUGUUACCCGGAGGUUAUUUGAGACCAAGGUGAUGGAGGUUGGAGGAGUUUCAAAACCUGUGACUGGCAGAGGAAGUAAGGGGAUGGCGGAUGGGAAAGUAGAAGGAGAGGAUGGGAGAGGAGGAAACAGCCAGCUGGAAAAAGGGGAAGAGGCAAGUGGGAAAAGGAAGCACACAGAGGAGGAUGGCUUUGAUAAAGACAUAAACCUACCUGUCAUAAAUAUUUCCUCGCCAAAGUCUCCUGCACCCAUGUUCCUGACAAGGCACCCUAAAUCUCCUGUAUCAGAUGGCCCUGCUGAAGCAGCCAACAAAUCUCCCUCCCACCCUGACAAACAUGGUCAAACCACAGGAACACAGGGAGAGGAAGAAAGGGUAGAAAGCACUAAUCUUGACCUCUGCUUGACCCCUGAGGAGCCAGUGAGAGCAGAACUCGUUGAUGUAAAGACCGAGUCAUCAGAAAGUGAUGAGAAUGAAGAGGAAAAGGAGCAAAAAGAGAUCAAACAAUGGCUUGAGGACAAGGAGGGAAAGUAUGUAAACAAAAUUGUAGGAGAACAUGUGGAGGCCCUAGCGGAUGAUGUUUUUGAAGAAUCAAGCAUGGAAACAACACCAGGACCUUAUACGCUGGAAAACAAAGUGGAACUAAGAGCAGGAGAAGGUGGGCCAGUUGCUCCCUCAGAACACCAGAGGCAGUUAUCCAGAAGCAUGCCAUGUAAAAAAGAGACUAAAGAUGACAAGGAAAGUGGAGGAGACAAGUAUCAGCAGGUGAAUGAACAAUGGGAGGGUGAAAGGGAGGAGCAGUACGGAGAGUUCAUUGCAUGGGCUAAGAAGAAGUCAACAGAAAAGGGGGACAACAGGUGGGGAAAGACAGAUGCAGGAGUGGAGGAAAGUGCUGGAAGGAAAGAGAGAGGCAUGAUGCAGGAGGAGGAUGUUGACAAGGAGGUUGAGGGAAAGAGGAAAGGUGAAAGUGAAGAGAGAGAAUGGAGACAAUGUCAAGAGAAGGAAAGAACUGAAAAAGAAGAGAAAAGGGAGAGAGAAGAAGGUACAACAUCUGAGCAUGCCAAUGAGGAGGUCAAGCAUGUGGCAUUCAGUGGAGAUAGUGAUGGAAAAGAUGACAUAGGAGGAGGCAAAGAGAGCCUUGAGAACAAGGCCUUUGUGUAUGAUCAGGAAUCCCAGUUUCAUCCAAAGCAAUCAACGUCACCAAGACAGGACUUUGAAAACACUCUGCACGCAGGAAAUCAGAUUUUAUUGGAAUAUGAGGAAAUUCCUGGUGUUCCUGAUCAGGAUGAUGAAGAUGCAUCAGAAGAGGUAAAGAGGAAGGUCCGGUUCUCCUCAGCACCAAUCAAGGUGUACAGCACCUACUCUAACGCAGAGUAUGACAGACACAAUGAGGAUAUUGACCCAGUGUCCGCCUCGGCCGAGUAUGAGCUGGAGAAGAGAGUGGACAGGAUGGACGUCUUUCCAGUGGAGAUAGAAAAGGGCCAUGGCGGUCUGGGUAUCAGUAUCAUAGGAAUGGGUGUAGGGGCUGACCAGGGACUGGAAAAACUGGGAAUUUUUGUCAAGACAAUAACUGAACGAGGAGCAACACAGAGGGACGGAAGGAUUCAGGUGAAUGACCAGAUAGUGGAGGUGGAUGGGGUGAGUUUGGUUGGAGUCUCCCAGCUGUUUGCAGCCACUAUACUCAAGAAUACAUCAGGCCUCGUCAAGUUUUUGAUUGGUCGUGAGAAAGAGGGUGUGGAGAGUGAGGUGGCAAGACUGAUCAACGAAAGCCUGGAAAUGGAUAAAGCAUCCAGAAAGAGGGAAAGAGCAGGCGGAGAUGAGGAUAGUGACGGCAGCGUGUCAGAGGAGGGCUCAGUGGCUGAAGAAGAAGAGGAAGAUGAAGAGGAGGAAGAUGAAGAGGAGGAUGUGUCCAUUCUUUCCGGUCUGGACAACUACCAGCUCUGCCUCAAAUACCAGCAGCUUCAGUCAAAACUACGAAGCAGAAUGGCCCAACUUCACCACACCAGAGAAAAGUUAAAGGCAUGGGAGGAGCAGCAGGCGUUUUGGGAGAGCCAGAAGACUGAGCUAGAGCAGAGAGUGGAGGAUGGAGAGGAGAAAGCUGACAAACUAGAGAAGUAUUGGCAAGAGGCCCAGACACUGUGCAGGGUUGUGAGCCAGCGACUGGCUGAUGCCCAGAGCCAAUCAGAGAGCCUGGAGAUCAAAUACGGCAAAGCCAAGAGACUAGUCAGAGAAUACCAGAACAGAGAGGAGGAGAGAGAGAAAAGAGAAGCAGAUUUGAGGAGAGAAAUGGAGGCGAGAGAGAAACAGCAUAGUGACACUAUUGAAAGGCUGCAAAUCCAGAUAGCACAGCUAGAGAAAAAAGAGCCUGUAGCUGAAAGAAAGAACCACUCUGUGGACUCUUCAGUCAUAGUCCCCAAUACAGGACGUCUCGACUCCAGUGCUCAUAUAGCUAGAGCUCAGCUGGCCCAGAAAUCCAAGCGCCACCCACCCUCACGAGACAAGCUCCGAGAGAGCUUUAGAAAACAGGAAGAUGCUGUCCAGAAACCAGAGGAGAGCCAAUCGCUGUCUGCUCCCACAGUGGUACAAAGGAGCAGUAGAAGUGACAUGUCCAGUACCUCCUCGCUCUCAACCCUCAGUCCUCAUCCUCCCACCAGCUCCAUCUUCACCCCUCCCAUCUACAUCACUGACACUGUCACUCCUUCGCCAUGCAAAUUGUCAGCUUCCAGAAAGUCCAAAAGGAGAUUUCCAGACUUCAGUGGCCUUCGCAAGUCUCUCAGCAAAAGGAGAAGUGGAAAACACAGCAGAAGGUCCACGAACAACAGGGGGUCGUUUGGUGACCUGGUGGAUGAGCCUGCUGGAGUUUCUCCAUCAGGUUCAGUCACCUCCAUGCCCUCUUGCUUGCCCUUUCCCUGGUUUGGAGAGAGAGGGAGGGAGAGGGAAGAGGAGGAGGAGAGGGAGAGAGGCAGGGAGAGGCUUCGGUCUGUGUCCAGCAGCAGUUUACCGUACCUGACCACCACAGGCAGAAGAGAUCAGAGUAUUGGCUCUCCAGUGGGCAGCUCCAGCAUGGUGGGUCAUGCCUCUGAUCACUCCCUCUUUGGACACACUCACACUUUGACCUUUUCUUCCACUGAGACGUUGGACGAUGACCCGGUUCCCACCAACAACAACAAUCAGUGGCAAAGUCAACCCAUCUUGGAGUGGAACAACCAGCAGGUCUGUCUGUGGUUAAUCGCCAUGAACCUGGAUCAAUACACAUCUGAAUUUGCUACCAGAGGAGUGGACGGGACACAGCUGCUUAACAUGGACAGUGAGAAACUCAAGGCUCUGGGCGUGUGCAGUCAAAGUGACCGGUCUGCCCUCAAGAAGAAGCUGAAGGAUAUGAAGAAAAGAGAGGAGAGAGAACAGAGGAAGGUAGAGAAGAGACCGAAAGAAGAAAAGGAGAAAGAGAAGAAUGCAGUUUUGGGCCAAGAGAAUGAAGGAAAAGAGUGUGUGAGGGUGAUGAUGGAGAAGUCUGUAAAAGACGUCAGACACAGUGGCAAAACUGUAAGAACUGAGUCACUCUUAUAAAGAAACGACAGAGGUGAUGUCGGAUACACCACCAGCAUGAUGGUGUGUUUGCAGUCUGACACACACAGAAAUACACUUGAAGCAAUUUCUAUUUAGCUAUUAGAAACCAGUACAUCUACUGCACACAUCCUCUAUAGUUCACAUGUUGAUAUCAUUUAGGAUACAGAACACUGGUUGGUAAUUAAGAGAUUUUCAGGCUACAGCAGAGUUCGACUCCAGCAAUUAUGUAUUUGUCAAUAUGUCAGUUAUAAAGUGUGUGAGAAUUUGACUGUUUUUACUUUUCCCAAUCAACCGUAAAUUAUCCUUUACAAUGAUUUUAAUAUUUAACAGUGCUGAUUUUAAGCACUCAGGUAAUUGCUGUAAAUGCUUUUUUUAUGUAUUAAUAAAUAAUGCUUUAAACAUCC
Messenger RNA from Xiphias gladius (swordfish), 5329 nucleotides. RefSeq lists its product as uncharacterized. Lineage: Eukaryota; Metazoa; Chordata; Actinopteri; Istiophoriformes; Xiphiidae. The transcript has 19 exons. Gene Ontology annotation, molecular function: actin filament binding. The record is from RefSeq and is a predicted model, not a curated record. Gene Ontology annotation, cellular component: cytoplasm; dendrite; actin cytoskeleton. Gene Ontology annotation, biological process: calcium-mediated signaling; neuron projection development; actin filament organization. Bases 825 to 4925 code for a protein of 1366 amino acids.